Messenger RNA from Lonchura striata (white-rumped munia), 925 nucleotides. It is a transcript of the gene BLOC1S3, whose product is annotated as biogenesis of lysosomal organelles complex 1 subunit 3. Gene Ontology annotation, cellular component: BLOC-1 complex. Lineage: Eukaryota; Metazoa; Chordata; Aves; Passeriformes; Estrildidae. The record is from RefSeq and is a predicted model, not a curated record.
GGGUGCGUCACGUGGGCAGCGCGUCAUGUGACCCGCGGCGCUGCGGGCCGGAGGCCAUGGCCGCCCCCCGCCCUCCCCGGGUGGUGCCGGGCGAAGCCUCCGAGAGCGACUCGGAGCCAGAGCUGCUGGUGGAGACGGGCGGGGAGGCCCCCGCAGCCGGGCUGAAGGUGCCGGGCGAAGCCUCCGAGACGGAAGAGGAGGAGGAGGAGGAGGAGGAGCAGCAGAGGCCGAAGACGCCGCCGGUGCUGGCGGAGGAGCCGGCGGCCGUGUGGGCGGGCGGCCCCUCGCUGCUGCAGCAGCGGCUGCGGGAGGGCUCGGCGCGGCUGCGGGCGGCGGUGGGCAGCGCCCUCCGGCAGAGCUACGGCGGCGCCGCCCGCAGCCUGGGCGGGCUGGAGGGAGCGCUGGGCCGGGCGCAGGUGACCGCGGCUGCGGCCGCGCACUGCCUGCGCCUGGCCCGCCGCGACCUGUGCGCCGUGGCGGACACCAUCGACAUCGUCACGGCGUGUCAGCUCCUGCCCGACAUCCGCGGGCAGCUCUGACCGGCACCGCGUUCGGCAGCCCCGCUGCGGCUGGCACCAGCACUGCUGUCCUCGGCAUCGCCACUUGUAUCUGCCGCGGCAGGGUCGUCAGUGCAGCAUCCUGCUGAGGCUUGAGUUGUGGUGACAUCGAGUCGUGUUUGCAGCACCCCGCACUGACCCUGAAGACCUCCUCACCACGGUGGCAUCGUCACCAGUGUAGCCACAGUGACACCAAACAGUGGUUUUGGCACAGAGACCGCCAGCCUGGUGCCCCAGGACCUGCGUGCUCCCCUGGCCAGCUGCCACCAUCCCUGAACUGCAGCCUGGUGCUGGCUUGUCACCGUUGUCCCCAGAUGCCGCUGUUUUAUGUGACAUGGAACUGAAUAAAGCUGUGGUGGUGUCAGAGC